GCGGCGGGGCCGGGGCCGGCGGGCAGGCGGCCGAGGUAACCGGGGCGGCCGGGCCGGGGCCGGGGCCGGGCGGCUCCUCCGCUCGCCGCUCCAUGUUCGCCAUGGACUACUCCUACCUCAACUCGUACGACUCCUGCGUGGCGGCCAUGGAGGCGUCCGCCUACGACUUCAGCUCCUGCAGCCAGGCCAACACGUUCCAGUACAGCCCCAUGCGGGGCGGCUUCGGGGCCAGCCCGGCCUGCCCCCCCCUCGCCUCCGCCAACUGCGCGCUGGGCGCCCUGCGCGACCACCAGCCCUCGCCCUACUCGGCAGUGCCGUACAAAUUCUUCUCGGACCCGUCGGGCAUCAACGAGAAGCGGAAGCAGCGGCGGAUCCGGACCACGUUCACCAGCUCGCAGCUGAAGGAGCUGGAGAGGGUCUUUGCCGAGACGCACUACCCCGACAUCUACACGCGUGAGGAGCUGGCCCUCAAGAUCGACCUCACCGAGGCGCGGGUGCAGGUCUGGUUCCAGAACCGCCGGGCCAAGUUCCGCAAGCAGGAGCGCGCGGCCAACGCCAAGGGCGCGGGCGGCAGCAGCAGCAGCGCCGGCGCCGCCGCCAGCAAGAAGCCGGAGCCGCGCUCGUCCUCGGAGGACGACGAGUCCAAGGAGUCGAACUGCAGCCCGACGCCCGACAGCACGGCCUCGCUGCCCGCCGGCGGCAGCCUGGGCAGCCCCGGGGGCAGCCUGAGCCCCAGCCCGGGCGCGGGGCAGCCCCUGGGGCCCGGCCACCCCCCGCAGCCCCUGAAGGCGCCCCUGUGGCCGGGCGUCAGCACCAGCAGCGGCGCCGCCAACACGGCCGAGCUGCUGAAAGCGUGGCAGCCGGCCGAAGCCAUGCCCGGACCUUUCUCCGGCGUCCUCUCCUCCUUCCACAGGAAGCCCAACGCCCUCAAGACAAACCUCUUCUGAUCCGACGGCCGACGCCCCCCCCCCCCUCGCCCACCCAGCUUCUGCCCCCUCCCCCAGCCCCCCGGGGACCCUGCGGUGACGCCCCGCAAACUGCUGCUGGCGGGGGACAGGACAGGUCCCCCCCCCCCACGUCCCCAUCCCUGCACAGCCCCGGCCCCCUGCCCCGGCUCCCCGGGGGCUGCGGGACCCCCGCCCUCACCCGGAGCCCACCGGGAUGCUCCGUGCUCGGUGCCUGCCCUGUGGGGGCACGGAGCCGCGGGGGGGGGGACACAUCCACGCACCCCGUGCCCAGGGUGCCGCCGGCACCGCGGAUGCUGCAGGAGCAAGGGGUGAGCGCAGCGGGGUCAGCAGCCCCGGGACAAGCCUUGGGGGGGGCUGCAGCCGCCCCCAGCCCGGACGAGGUGCCCAAGGCGUGCCCAUCGCUCCUGCACGUUUCGGGGGGGCUUCCAGCGUGCUGCGGAUGCUGGUGCCCCCCCAUCUCCGCCCCCCCCCCCCCCCCCUUUCUCCCUGCCACGCGUGGGCAUCUCGGCAUCCUUGGGGCGAGGAAGCACUUUAGGGUUCGGGAUUCCAGAGGCCGGGGGGAGCAGCGAAGGGGCUCGGAGCGGCGCUGAACUUCUGGGGGGGCUGCUGGAAGCGCCGCACCCCCAGCUGCGGGAGGCGAUGCCGGGGCCGCCCAGCCCAUGGACACGGAGCUGCCCCCCUCUGCUUUCUGGGGCUGGGGGCAGAGACCCCCCCCUCGCCCACCCGGGGCGCAACGGGAAUUGGGGAGGGGGCAGAAAGCAGAACUGGGGGCUUCGGCGAGGAGCUGGGAACGCCGCGAACGGGGCCGAGCCACCGGCAGCAUCCCCGGUCCCCGUCCCGCUGUGACCGAGGGCUGGCGCCCACCAAGGUGCCCCCCCCCCCGGGGCCAGGGCACCCCUCGGGGCCCCCCCAGGCCGGCGUGGGCGUGCGUACGUGUGUGUGUGUGUGUGCGUGUCCGUGUAGCUUCUCCAGCGCGGGCGGGGCGCGUGGCACCGGGUGGCACCGGGCUGGGGGGGUCCCGGCCACCCCCUGCCCUCGCCCCCCUGCGGGCAGCCCCGGUGCCCGUCCCCUCCCGCGGUGGCUCCCCCGGGGACCUCUCCGGCUGCUGGAUGAGGUUUUGGGGUUGAUUUUGUUUUUUUUCCUUUUUUUUUU
Molecule: messenger RNA, 2120 nt
Organism: Cygnus olor (mute swan)
Lineage: Eukaryota; Metazoa; Chordata; Aves; Anseriformes; Anatidae
Gene: PHOX2A
Product: paired like homeobox 2A
Exons: 3
Coding region: 93-947 (284 amino acids)
Biological process (GO): regulation of transcription by RNA polymerase II
Molecular function (GO): DNA-binding transcription factor activity, RNA polymerase II-specific; RNA polymerase II transcription regulatory region sequence-specific DNA binding
Source: RefSeq, a predicted model, not a curated record